UAAAAACAAGAGAAUUCAGCAUAGGACUGGGUGAACAAACACGACCAUGAAUGGGUGUCCAUUUCAAAGGAGUAAAUCACAGCAUGCAUUUCCUUCAGACCUACAGGAAAACAGUGACACAUCACAAGAUGGAACAAAUAAAGCCAGUAAAGGAGGAAUAAUGUACAGGGACUAUCUGCAGUUGGAUAAAAUAAUAAAUGCUCAAGAGCUACAAAGUGAGAAGAAUGGAAACAAAAUACACGAUGAACAUCUAUUUAUUAUAACUCACCAAGCUUAUGAACUGUGGUUCAAGCAGAUUCUUUGGGAAUUGGAUUCAGUUCGUGCAAUAUUUGAGAAUGGUCAUGUGAGAGACGAGAGGAAUAUGCUGAAAGUGAUCUCAAGAAUCCAUCGAAUUGCAAUAAUCUUUAAGCUUCUGGUGGACCAGUUUGCAGUUCUGGAGACAAUGACAACACCGGACUUCUUUGAUUUCAGGAACUACUUAGUACCGGCAUCUGGAUUUCAGAGCCUGCAGUUUCGUCUUCUGGAGAAUAAGAUUGGUGUUCCAGAGAGCCUGCGAGUUCCUUACAACAGAAAACACUAUAAGGACAAUUUCAAAGGGAAGGACAACGAAUUACUACUUCAAUCUGAGCUGGAACCAACACUAUUACUAUUAGUAGAGCAAUGGCUGGAGAGAACCCCUGGGCUGGAACCAGAUGGAUUUGAUUUUUGGGGCAAACUUAAAAUCAACAUUGAAAGCGGACUGAAGGAAGAAUUUGCAAGUAUCCAGUCAAAGCCAGCAUUUGAAGGGAAGGAAGAUAUGUUGUGGGAGCAUAACAAACACAAAGAAGUACUCACAUCACUGUUCGAUGAAAGACGCCAUGAGCAUCUGCUGAGUAAAGGGGAACGGAGAAUAUCAUAUAAGGCAUUGCAGGGGGCCCUCAUGAUUUACUUUUACAGAGAAGAACCACGUUUCCAAGUGCCAUUCCAGUUGUUGAAUUCACUCAUGGAUAUUGAUGCCCUUAUGACUAAAUGGAGAUACAACCAUGUUUGUCUGGUGCAAAGGAUGAUCGGGAGUAAAGCUGGCACUGGUGGUUCAUCCGGCUAUCAUUAUUUACGUUCUACGAUGAGUGAUCGAUAUAAAGUGUUUGUUGACCUGUUCAACCUUGCAACUUUCUUGGUCCCAAGACAAUGGAUUCCAAAGCUGACCUCUUCAAUUCACAAAUUUUUACAUACUGCAGAGUGUUGUGAUAGCUCAUACUUCAGUGAUGCUGCCAGACCUGCUGAGCUUUUCCAGCAACUUCUGUUUUUGUUCCCGGUUAGACAAGCAUCAGUUUACUGUUCAGAAGUGAAUAAGAGUAGAUUGUGGGAGCUAGGCUAACAGAGCUUGCUAAAUCAAACAAAACACGUCAAAAAUAUCCCAUUUUGAGGAAUGCCAAAUUCGAGUUAUUCCGCAGCGUAAUAAACCACGAAUCCUAGAAGUAGCGAAAUCCAAAACAUCGUAAGCAAAUCUGUUGAAGCGUUGACGAUGUGUCUCCUUGUAAUCUGAUCCACUAUUCAAAGUAAAAAUGAUCCUUUAUUUCAAUGUGCUGCACACCAUGUCUUAUUAACUAAAAGCGAGAUUCCAAGUUUCGAGAUAAUGGGAACUGCCGAUGCUGGAGAAU
Molecule: messenger RNA, 1640 nt
Organism: Rhincodon typus (whale shark)
Lineage: Eukaryota; Metazoa; Chordata; Chondrichthyes; Orectolobiformes; Rhincodontidae
Product: tryptophan 2,3-dioxygenase-like
Exons: 14
Coding region: 47-1357 (436 amino acids)
Molecular function (GO): metal ion binding; heme binding; L-tryptophan 2,3-dioxygenase activity
Source: RefSeq, a predicted model, not a curated record